Molecule: messenger RNA, 678 nt
Organism: Fomitopsis serialis
Lineage: Eukaryota; Fungi; Basidiomycota; Agaricomycetes; Polyporales; Fomitopsidaceae
Exons: 2
Biological process (GO): vacuolar proton-transporting V-type ATPase complex assembly
Source: RefSeq, a predicted model, not a curated record
GAGACUCUGCGGCCUCUGCUCCUCAUCCUGCCUCCCGAGCUAGCCUCACAGUUGACACCCGUGGUCUUUCCCUCCGAAGGUCCUCCGCCAAACACAAUAUCUUAUUCACUACUGGGCACCAUAUCUGCUUGGGCACGAUCACCAAACGGAGAGGAAUCGCUUGCUGCUCACGACCCGCCUCUGCGGCCUGCAAACUACUCGAUGAUCGCUCUGCUCGCUGGAACGCGGACCUCCCCCGAACGCAGAUUCCCCGCGCACGUAGCUCGUGGCGAUGAUGCGGAGGGGCGGAAAGCGUACAGUGACCGCCGGGCGGUGACGAACGUGUUCAACGCUCUGCUCAGUAUCGGAGGCUCGGGCGCAGCGACGUGGUGGGCCGCUGGGAGACUGGCCUGGAAAGACGAGUGGAAGGUGCUCCUGUCGUUGGCGGUUGCCCUGGUGGUGGCGGCAUCCGAAGCCGUUCUCUACCUCAUAUGGGACUCGAGGUCGUCUCAGCGACCGCGCACACAAGUGCGAUCCCCGCGGAUUGUUGCUCCAGAGUCGAAGAAAGCCGAGGAGGAGCCAACCGUUCACUCGGAUGGUGUCUCCCGUGAAGAGGCGCCCAUGAGCACCGCUGUCGCUGGGCGCGGGUCAGCCUAUCUGCGCGAGCGGAGUGGGGUAGGAAGACCGGCAGAUUCGUAA